UUGGCAAAAUGCCAUGAACUUCCGGUCUGAGAUAAAGACACACGCGGAUCUAUCGAGAAAAGAACGCGAAUAAUUAUAAAAAUAACUAGAAAAGAAAGACUUAUUUAAUAACUUUACACUGUCUGAUUAAUAAAAAUGUCCAAUAUCGGUGCUCCGGACUCUUGGGAAAAUCAAGCCGAUGUCAUAGGUGAACAAGGUGCAAAAGAUUCCAAUGAUGUGUCUACAAAAUUUUCCACGUUGAAUGUAAAUGCCGUGGAGUUCGUGCCUUCUUUUUGUAUGCCUUCUCAGGCAAACGAAACCUCCGAAUCCCCCUCAUCACCACAAAAAUCUGAAAGCGGUUCUACGAAUUCUGCUGAUAGUCCCGUCCUGAACGGUUGCGGGGAUGGCGGCGGCGACAGCGGCGACGGCGCGUCGGCCUCGCCGCGCGUGGAGGAGCCGCCGCCCGUGCCGCCGGCCGGCGCAGCCGCCGCGCCGCCCGUGCCGCCUGACGUCUCGCCCACCGUCGACAGCUGGGAGGCCGAGGCCGACGACGCGCUGCUCACACCCGAGGACAACAACGAACCCGAUGAGGAGGAGAUCGAGCAACAGGUUCAAACCACUGAAAAUGAUGAAUUAGGCGAGUUGGCAAAGAAAGUUCCCAAGAAAAAACCCCCCAGAGUGGAAGACACCCGGAGCAAGAAGGAACAUGUCAAUGUUGUGUUCAUCGGCCAUGUCGAUGCUGGUAAAUCGACAAUCGGCGGUCAAAUUAUGUCCUUAACGGGCAUGGUAGAUAAAAGAACUCUGGACAAAUACGAAAGAGAAGCGCGGGAGAAGUCCCGAGAGUCGUGGUAUCUUUCUUGGGCGCUUGACACCAACCAAGAAGAACGCGACAAGGGCAAAACCGUGGAGGUGGGGAGAGCAUACUUCGAGACUGAGAAGAAGCAUUUCACGAUCCUGGACGCGCCGGGGCACAAGAGCUUCGUGCCCAACAUGAUCGGUGGCGCGGCGCAGGCUGACCUAGCCGUGCUGGUUAUUUCAGCGCGUAAAGGUGAAUUUGAGACUGGUUUCGACAGAGGAGGGCAAACUCGUGAGCACGCUAUGUUGGCCAAGACUGCCGGAGUGAAGCAUUUAGUAGCUCUCGUUAACAAAAUGGAUGACCCCACUGUCAACUGGGAUGAGAAGAGAUACAAUGAAUGUCGAGACAAAAUCAUGCCUUACCUCAAAAAGCUCGGAUUCAACCCAGCUAAGGACCUCUCCUUCCUACCUGUGUCCGGCCAAACUGGACAAGGCUUAUUGGAAAGAGUAUCGGAGGAGAUCUGCCCUUGGUACCGCGGGCCGUCCUUCAUCCAGCUGAUCGACGAGCUGCCGUCGCUCAACCGUAAGAUGGACGGGCCCUUCAUCAUGCCCGUGGUGGACAAGUACAAGGACAUGGGCACCGUGCUCAUGGGCAAGGUGGAGGCGGGGACCACGAGAAAAGGCAGCAUCCUUUUCCUCAUGCCCAAUAGGGUGCAAGUGAAUGUUGAUCAGCUGUGGUCUGACGACAUUGAGGUUACAUCCAUUGGGCCUGGCGAGAACGUGAAAGUCAAGCUAAAAGGCAUCGAAGAAGAAGAUGUCUCGCCUGGUUUCGUGCUCUGCGACAUCGCGGAACCCAUUACUACUGGAAGAGUGUUUGAUGCUCAAGUUGUGAUUUUGGAGCAUAAGUCUAUCAUUUGUGCGGGAUACUCAGCUGUCAUGCACAUACAUUGCGCCGCCGAAGAGGUUACUGUAAAGGCACUAAUCUGUCUGGUGGAUAAGAAAACCGGAGAGAAGUCCAAGACGCGGCCGCGCUUCGUGAAGCAGGACCAAGUGGCCAUCAUGAGGAUAGAGUGCGCCGGCAUCAUCUGCUUAGAACCAUUCAAGAAGUUUGCUCAAAUGGGCAGGUUCACAUUAAGAGACGAGAAUAAAACUAUUGCUAUCGGUAAAGUCCUAAAAGUGAUUGAGUAAACUGGCACUAUGAUUUGUAAUUUAGCUAGGAUAGGCCUUUCCAAAACCUAUAUUAUCAGAGAAAGCAUGUAAAAUGUAAUCCUGAAUUUUGGGAUCUGUAUCAUGUGAGAGCUCGAGUGGUAUAUUGCUUCAGUAUGUUGUAAUGUUCACGUCUAACUUUUAUUUUCUUAAUAUUGAUAGAACAGCUAGUCCUCAGAAAAGAAUAUAUUUUAACAGCCACUGCCAUCAAGUGAAAAUUAGUAUCUCCACAUGACAGCACCAUGUUAUAUAUUCAACGUGCUAUUUUUAUUUUCACAUGGCUCUAAAGGUAUUGACGCUUUGUAAAUCGUUUGAUGCCUCCAAAAUAUGCCUAGCCGAUUGAAUUUUACUACUUUUAAAAUGUAAUUGUCUUAUUUUAUGAGACACCGCGUAGUAUUACGUAUUCGCGGAUAGUCAAAGAUAGCAUUAACGAAGCAUAACGUAGAGAUCGUUUUGCCCUCUGUAUCGUCAUGUGAACGUAAAUAAACAGAUACCUUUUAUUAUGAUGGUAACAAUAAGUUAUGGAAUUUAUCUUGAGACGGUGAUUAUUUAUUUUAUUUAGGCAAGCCGUGAAUUAAUACUCUUAAUAUACAAUAAUUAAUUUAACGAAAUUAUAUUCUGCUUAGUUUGAAUCAUAUUUGGUUAAUACUAAUUGACAUCGCUUCGGAUUGCCUUAUUUACCAUAAGAGGAGUCAAACUUCUGUAGUGAGCCGUGAGCGAAAUGUCAAACAAUGAAAUGCUUACCUAGGUAUCAAAUUCUCUUCAUAUACUGCUUUUCCCAAGUGAACCUACAACACUAUGAACUCGGUGAAACCAUUCAUAAAGUAAGGCUCCCUGGGAAGGAUCAUCGACUUAGUUCUAGUAAAAGGUAGCCGGCUAUAAGCAUUUCCUCUAUAAAUGUUCAAUUUGAAAUGGUGUUACUUUUUACUUUUCUAAGAAUUCGUGUCUGAUGAUCACCAUAACUUUUUGUUUAUUAGUUACGCUCACAUGUUCAUUUUAUACACAUAAUAUUUAUUCUAUUGUAGUGUAACGUAUCACUUUGAAAGUAAAUAAUUUGAAUUGGUUUGCUGUAGGACACGCACAUAAAUUUAUUCAGUUUCGCUUGUACCGGGGUGUCAGUUUUACUUUUUUAUAAGUCCAGACUUACUCAGCUUUGCCUGGAUCACAUGUUAAUUAUAAUAUAUAUCCGCAAUACUUUAUCAUAUUAUGGUAAUAGAUAAUAAUUUAUUGCUCUAAGUGACCAAUAUCCGGGCGGAGCCCUAUCGAGCCCUGCGCGGGGCCGCCGACUCGCCGCUCCUCCAGUACUUAUAAACGGUCGUGCAAACAGAGGUGGUUCGUUUUAUUUUCAAGAAAAUAUACAUGUGAAGGCUCAGCGCCCGAGUUGUUAAAGUAAUGUAUAUUAUGGAUUUAUAAAGUUUUCAGCUUUUUUAAUAUAAUCAGGUUAACGAUUAAUAUCUAGGGGCGUUUGUAUAUUAUUAUCAAUAUUUUGUGUAUAUCAGUGGACAAGACACUCGGCGCGCGCCGCUGCGGCGCCACGACGGCGGCGGCGCGCGCCGGCACCGAGCGACACUGGCAGGCUGCGACUAUAUUAUUUUGUUUAAAUAAAAUUUUAUUAAGAA
This is a messenger RNA of Cydia pomonella (codling moth), 3599 nucleotides long. RefSeq names its product eukaryotic peptide chain release factor GTP-binding subunit ERF3A (gene eRF3). Gene Ontology annotation, molecular function: GTPase activity; translation release factor activity; GTP binding. Gene Ontology annotation, cellular component: translation release factor complex. Gene Ontology annotation, biological process: translation. NCBI's taxonomy places the organism in Eukaryota, Metazoa, Arthropoda, Insecta, Lepidoptera, Tortricidae. The coding region runs from base 136 to 1962 and encodes 608 amino acids. The transcript is spliced from 12 exons. The record is from RefSeq and is a predicted model, not a curated record.